Molecule: messenger RNA, 828 nt
Organism: Lactuca sativa (garden lettuce)
Lineage: Eukaryota; Viridiplantae; Streptophyta; Magnoliopsida; Asterales; Asteraceae
Source: RefSeq, a predicted model, not a curated record
AUGUUCCAUAAGAGGACAUUGUUCUUCCCUAAGCAUGUGUCUAUUGAGCGGGCACGAGUGAGCCGGUAUUUGAGCAUCUUGAGGAGAGAUAUUCAGGAGUUUGUGGCAAAAUCAUCAUAUCGGACAUUGGCUGAGUUGCAGACAAAUUCCAGGAGGAGAGAGAUUGAGCUGGAGAUUCAGACUAGAGAGGAACGUGAGCAUCAUGGGAAAGAAAGAAGACCAAUUCAGUCGCAGUCGGCGACGAAGCGGGCUAAGCCCGCUGAUUCAAGAGCAGGAGGCUACAAGGGCCGCACUUGUGGCAAGUGCGGCAAGAGCCAUGAGGAAUUUUGCCGAUCAUGGAUUUGCUACAAAUGUGGCAAGGAGGGGUACAUGGUGAGGGACUGUCCCAAGGGAUUUUUGGUUUUCUUUCAUUGCAACCAGACUGGCCACCGGAAUACCGAGUGUCCUCAGCUCACUCAGGGACCAGCCCAUGCUUCUUCUCCUGCUGCUUUACACGUUACUGAUGGUCGGCCGGGGAAGGCCGAGACUUCGAGAGCUCGUGGGAGAUCAUUCCAACAGACUGCGGAGAAGGUCCUCGCAGCGCCUGAUGUCGUUGUUGGUACUUUUCUUGUGAGUUAUGUGCCUACCUUGGUGUUAUUAGAAUCGGGUGCGAGUCGAUCUUUCAUAUCCUUAACCUUUAGUCGUCACAUUAGUGUUAGACGCAAGGCGUUGAGUCGACCGUUGAGGGUUUCUAUAGCCGAUGAGCAUGCGGUUUUUUCCAUUGAUGUAUUUUGGGGAUGUGUAUUAGUGAUUUUCGGUGUUGAGUUAGUGAUAGACUGGUGUCUAUAG